UUUUUUUUUUAAAUAAAUAUAAUACAUCUAUCUACAUAUACAAAUACAAUUGGCAGAAAAAUGUUGCCUACAGAUGCAUCAAAUAAUAAAACAAAGACGAAUACACUAGAUUUACAAAAGGAAUUACCAACUAUCCCAAUGGAGGCUGAAACAAAUGUACCUGAGCAAACUAGUACAGAUACUUUAAAAGAAUUAGAUAAUUUGUUACAAAGUUCGACAAAUGAGUUACAAAAAAGUGUAAGCACUGAUAACGAAGAAGAUUUUUUAGAAGAAAGUGAAAUCGACUUUAAUCAAAUCACAUUCGACGAAAUGGAUGAUCAGUUGUUAGCAUUUCAAGAAGAUGAUAUUGUAAGUCAAGCUUUAGCGAAUGAAAUGGAUUUACGUGAAUAUGCCAAACAAAUUGCAGAAGAAAAAAUAUCAGUUCAAAGGGAUCUAGAAAAUAAUUAUAUAGAGAAUAUACAACAUUUUGUUGAUUUGCAUACAGAAAUACAGUCUUGUGACGAAAUCUUAGGCCAUAUGGAAGAAUUGUUAAAUGUGUUUCAAAGCGAUUUGGGAAAUAUCAGUGGAGAAAUUCAGAACUUACAGGAGCAGUCUACUUUAAUGAGUAUUAAAUUAAAAAAUAGAAAGGCUAUUGAAAAUAAAUUAGGAAAAGCUUUACAAGGCAUGGUGAUUCCCCCAAAUGUCAUAAAGAAAAUGACAGAAGGCGAAAUAGAUGAAGUAUGGCUCAAUUAUUUGUUAACCAUUAACAAGCAGAUGCGAUUUGUAAAAGCAAACCAACACCGACCUAUUAAAGCAUUACGAAAUGUGGGGCCGGAAUUAGAGAAGUUGCGUUUAAAGGCAGCGUCAGCAAUUCGUGAUUUUUUCAUCUCAAGAAUUCAACUCCUAGGUGUUCCGAAUGCCAAUAUUCAGAUUAUGCAACAGUCAGUGUUCUUAAAGUAUAAAGAAUUACACUUUUUCCUUUUGGAAAGACAUCAUGAUGCAGCUAGGGAAGUUAGACAAUCUUAUAUGAAUUCGCUGAGAUGGUACUUUCAGAAUCAUUUUGAACGAUAUAGUCGAGGAUUACAGAAAUUACAGAUUGUAUCUGCAGAUAAAUCAGAUUUAAUCGGUGUUGAAGAAAAUAAUCGUAAAGGGGGGUUAUUUGGAUCAAGUAAAUUAGCACUUAAAGAAAAAGCAAAUAUAUUCGCUUUGGGUAACAGAAGCGAUACAUUGAGAAUGCAAGACCCUGGUGUCAUCUUAGUUCAUGUUGCAGAAGCAAAAGAUCAAAAAUACCAAUUCGAACAACUUUUUAGAAGCUUCAAUUUAACAUUAAUCGAUAAUGCAAGUUCUGAAUAUCUAUUCGUUUAUGAAUUUUUUUCAAGGGAAAUUAAAACUGCUGCUGAUACCGCUAAAGUUAUCUUUCAAUUCAUUUUUGAACCCACUGAAAAAGUGGGUCUAAAUUUUACAAAAGCCUAUGUUGAAAAUUCAUUUGACGCUGUUGGAUUAUUGCUAUGUAUUCGAAUUAAUACUCAAUUAGCACUUGAGCUUCAAAGAAGAAAAGUACCCGCAUUAGAAGGAUACACGAAUGCAACAAAUAUGUUAUUGUGGCCUCGUUUUCAAUUUGUUAUGUCACUUCAUGUAGAAAGUUUAAAGAAAAUGUUUAAUAGUAGAUCAGUCAUGAAUGCUGUUAAAGAUAUUCAUCCACACUAUAUCACUAGAAGAUAUGCUGAAUUUGCAGCAUCGUUACUGGUGUUAAAUGAUGGAUAUGAUGAUGCUAUUCUAUCAAAAAGUGUACAUAAAUUACGAGAUGAGUUUGAAGCAGUUCUAUCGCGUAUGUCUCAUGAAUUUACAGAAUCUCUAAGACGUAUUGCUUUUCUUAUCAACAAUUAUGAUUUAAUUGUCAAUGUUUUCCAAGAAACGCACAGUCGAUCAGUAGAAUCAGAAUUGGAUUACGUAAAGCAAUUAUUAGCUCUACAGACAAGUGUUUUUGUAGAUGAGCAACUCAAACCUUAUUUCGGAUCAUUGGUUGAAUUGGUGAAGAAAUCAGAACAGUUAAAAGAUCUUCGAGUAAUUGAAAUAGUUGAUCUUGAAAGAAUUUCAGCACAUUUUGCUCAAACUUGGAGACAAUCACUCAAGUUGAUUAAUGCCUCAGUGAUACAGUAUUUCUCAAAUUUUAGGAAUGGUACAACAGUGCUUCAUGCCGUUUUAGGACAGUUGAUAGUUUAUUAUACGAAAUUCCUAGAUAUCUUGGAGAAACGUGGAGAUGGUGCCUCUCGAAUUCAAUUUGUAGGGGUCCAAACAGUUAUGGUAGAGAUUAAGAAAUUUAGAAGCACGUUUUAAUAAAUUCAAAAUUUCCAGAUGUAUAUUUGUAUAUUUAAUAAAUUAUAAUAUUUAUUAUUAUAAACA
This is a messenger RNA of Cokeromyces recurvatus, 2382 nucleotides long. Its product is annotated as Sac2 family-domain-containing protein. The coding region runs from base 61 to 2316 and encodes 751 amino acids. The transcript has 12 exons. Gene Ontology annotation, biological process: retrograde transport, endosome to Golgi; endocytic recycling; Golgi to vacuole transport. Gene Ontology annotation, molecular function: syntaxin binding. Lineage: Eukaryota; Fungi; Mucoromycota; Mucoromycetes; Mucorales; Mucoraceae. Gene Ontology annotation, cellular component: GARP complex. The record is from RefSeq and is a predicted model, not a curated record.